Molecule: messenger RNA, 2687 nt
Organism: Physella acuta
Lineage: Eukaryota; Metazoa; Mollusca; Gastropoda; Physidae
Source: RefSeq, a predicted model, not a curated record
CUAGACUGUCCAAGGCCUACAACCACAAUAAAAAUAAAAUAUAGGGCCUAAGCAACAUCAGAGUACGAAAAUAAUAGAAGAAAUACACAAAAAAAAAAAUUCUGUAUAAAUAUAAACGAUGGCCAGACAACUAACAACAUCAGUUUCAGAUGGUCUUCUGACAUGGUCUGUACUUUACUUCAUCUACCAUGUGUUUUGGGUAAAUUUUUUCGCUUGCCUUGGGCUCAGCGUGCAAGGUGCAGCUGCAGCCCUGGGAGUUGUCAGAUUUGCUCAGUCACGGAUGGAGGGACAGAUUUAUGAUUACCACAAGAUGAUGUCUUGGCUUGCACAGAUUGUUGGACUUCCACUGCUUGCUGUUGGUUUUUGCCACAAAGAUCUUCCCAUAAUGAUGAACUUAAAUCUCAUGAUAAUGAUUGGUGUCCUGAUCGGGUGCAGAUUUUUGGCCCCUGGCAUGAGGGAGUUGGCCACACAGAGCUGCUCUGGGUUUGCUAUCCUCACCAUCAUCUUGGUGUCUUUGAGGGCUUGGAACAUUUAUGGUCUUCUGGCAACAGCUGCUUACGUUGUUUCUGGCAAAGUGGUUGGCUCUGAAGGAAAGAUGGGAAUGUUUUACAGAGUUGACAUCCUUCAUGUCGGUCUGACACUUGGUAACAUCUUAUUCACAUGGGCUAUGGUGUAACUUCUUAGGCCACAUUAUUACUUCUACUCCAAUUUAGGUAUUACAAAUUAGAUCUUUUAAGAUGACCUCUGGUGCUCUUUUUUUUUUAAGCAUUUUUGUAUUAAAGUUUUCUCUCUUGAACAAGAUAGAAGAAACUAUUAAUGCUGUACAUCAUCACUUUGAUACACAUAUUUUUUUUUAGUUUUUAAGUUAAGAAAGUUUACAGAUAAUUGAACAGUUUUUGUUUUGAUACCUAUUGUUUAUACAUUUAUUUAUAUCACAUAUAAUUAGUCAACCCUUGUUUUAACAUGAAUAAUUGUAAUAUAACAAACAACUAAAUGCCAGACUGGUAGUGUGAAGUGUUGGUGAUGCACUGAGUCUGUAAGCUACUAAAGAAGGUUAAUACAAUUCCAUUGGUAAUUGUCUCCUUAGUUAAGUUAGCAUUGUCUAAACAGACGUACCAGUACAAACCUAAGUUGUAUAGCAUCCACACUGUAGGAAAUAUAAUGUAUGUAUAUCAAUUUUUUGAUACUUUUAUAUACUAGCCCACAUGAAUAAAGUUCUGUGGACAUUACAUAGCAUACUAAUCACAUUACUUAGGGGUUGAGAAACGGUGCAUACAGUUUAUGUUUUAUUUACUGAGUUGUGUGACAAUCACUAAAGCUUGGAACUAUAGCAAAUUUAUCUUUUGUUAAAUCUUUUAAGUACCAUGCACUAAACGUCUAGAUGUUAACACAGAUUACCAUGUCUGAUUUAAACAUCAAUCAAAUUAAUCUUUUUGUUUAAAUAGCUGUUUUGUUUCUAUUAAAGAUUAGAGUGAAAUUUUGCAAAAUAACAUCAUAAAAUCUGUGUCUUAAAAUUUACUUUUUAUUUAUUUAUGAUUGUUAAAUUGGAACAAACCUCAGUGUAUUUGAACUUAAAAUAAUUGUAUUGCUUUAAAUAUGAAUCUGUUAAUGCAGUGUGUAAUAUAAAUUUGAUCAAAAUGUAUUCUAUUUACACACAAAUUAAAGCCAAAAUUUGUACACAGUUUGCUUUUAAAUGACUUUGUGUCAGCUUGUGCUUUUUUAGCGGCUAGUUUUCAUCUCUCUAAGAAUAAAACAUUUUAAAAUCUGUUUUUCAAGAUCAAAAUUAUAUGCAAAAUUUAAACAAUAAGCAAAAAGUUGUUACAUUUUUAAACAAAUUUUUCAAUACAUUUAUAAAUGUGCUUUAAAUUUGUAGAAUUUAUGCUUUUGUACAAUAUUAAAAACUGAAAACAUUUGUCAAAAAAGCUUGAAAACCUUGUGAAAAUAAUUCUUCAUCUGCAUAUAAACUGAUCAUGCAUUUACCAGAGAGGCAAUACACAAUUGCUUUUUUGUGCUGCUUAAAGAAAUAAGAAAAUAUGUAUAUCUAUCAGCACCCGUUUUAAAGAAGCAAUGCAUUAAUAAACAUAUAUUGUGCAAUAAUUUUAUUUUUAGAGUUUUUCUUUUUUACUUUUUUGCAUAAGCCUUAGAAUACAUAAAAAACAUAAUAAAAUGCUUACAUCAAGUUGUAUUAAGUGAUAUAACUUGAAAAUAGGACUUCCUUCUGGGUGUAAUUUGAAACAUUGUAUGUUUUUUUUUUUUUGUUGCAACAAAUUUUGUGUUAAUAAAUUUAUUGCAUUGCAUUUUUAUUUGGUUUCAAUUCGAAAAAUCAAAACAUCAUUUUCUGUGUAAUUAAAAUUUUCCUGCAGUUUUAAAAUAUUUUACAAGCUGGCUAUUUGAUACCAACAUGUUAAAUUUUUAUUUAGCAUUUAGAUUUAUAAAUUUUACUGAAUUAAGAAUUCUAUUUUAUUUGGUGGUAUUUUCACCAACUGUAUUCACCUUAUGAUGUAUUUACAUUUAAUUUGUAUUGGCAAGUUGUUUUGGAAUGUCCAAUUCGCUGGUGCAAUGAAGGUUUUUAAAGCCUUAUUUGCUAUGUGCAGCAAGCAUAAUGAGCUUGUCAACUGGUAUAUAGUUUAGCAAUCAUAAAAUUCCAACAGCCUUCUGCUGAAUAAAAUUGCCAAAGAAACAUAGCA